Acromyrmex echinatior (Panamanian leafcutter ant) is the source of this 561-nucleotide messenger RNA. RefSeq lists its product as uncharacterized. The record is from RefSeq and is a predicted model, not a curated record. Lineage: Eukaryota; Metazoa; Arthropoda; Insecta; Hymenoptera; Formicidae.
UGCAAGACUCAAAACCACAUUUCUCGUGAGAGUGAUUACGUACAAUAUUACAUCGAUGCGCACAAAGUUCAUGAAGUCUCGCGCAAUGUUUCUUGCCACAGGAGAAAUUUCAGGGCGGGUCUAUUGGAUUCCGUUACUGCGGUUAAAUCUCAGAUGGCUUCGGGACUUGCUGCACGUCAAUCGUGACAACAAAGCGAAGCCGUACCUGUGUCCGCAUUCUAGAAAUUCUCACGAAGGUCGACACAAAGAGCAGAAAACGCCCGAAAAAGAUGCGCAUUACAAAUUUGACAGCGGGGUCCAGAGGUGGAUGCAUUGUGGGACAAGGUCGGUUCACCGUAACAUGCAGACAGGCCACGCUAGGCUGGGCACCCCUUUACGACUAGCUGUUAAAUUGUUCGAAGCUAAAAGUACGACGUGACAGGCGGCGGCGUUUCCUGUUCCAUCUGCUCGCCGUCGAGGCAAACGACUGCCAAAUGAGAUUCGGCAUGGGCACGUUUAUGCAUUGCAUUGCACUUUGUUAAAACCAGUCACCUUACUUACCCAAAUAUAUUAUUCAAAUAU